Williopsis jadinii is the source of this 1359-nucleotide messenger RNA. Its product is annotated as Zn(II)2Cys6 transcription factor domain-containing protein. Lineage: Eukaryota; Fungi; Ascomycota; Saccharomycetes; Phaffomycetales; Wickerhamomycetaceae. Bases 49 to 1257 code for a protein of 402 amino acids. The record is from RefSeq and is a predicted model, not a curated record. Gene Ontology annotation, molecular function: zinc ion binding; DNA-binding transcription factor activity, RNA polymerase II-specific. Gene Ontology annotation, biological process: regulation of DNA-templated transcription. The transcript has a single exon.
CGCCAAGGUAACAGUACCACUGUUGAUCUUAGCAGUUGAAGGAUAAAGAUGGAAACCGUUGACAAUGCUCCUUCAAACACGCCAACGCUGUCACCAGAGCGUGCAAACUCCACCUGCAACGCAUUGGCAGCUUCCACUGUGAUGCCGCUGAGGUUAACCGCCAUGGUUUUAACCAGCGGAGGGUCCGCUGACAAUGAAGAGGAGCAACUCCAUCAACAAGUGCAGGAGAGGAAGCACUUGUCUAUCAACGACUUGAUAGACGCUGCCGCUGCUACCGAGUGGUCGUCCGGGUCAAAUAACUAUACGCAUACUGAUUUUGAUGGUAUGUUUGACUCUUCCAAGGCUCACACGUCCAUGGAUACGACAAUGACACCGUUCGACAUGGAGAUCUAUAAGCAUUGCUAUGACGAGGGUGCCACGAGCGGUGGUAGGGGUGAUGUUUUAACCAAGGAUGAGGAGAGGAGAAUCUUCUUGCGUUCAACACCACCUAUGAUUGAGGACUCAAGUGAGUUCCAUAUGGAAUUCCCCGAACCCAGAAUAGAUUUCUUCUUGGAAGAGAUGGUAAAUAACUCGCCAUUCCAACCAUCUGACCCUCCGAACGACCGGGCCGAUGCGGUCAAUUCUGAUUUGAACUCUUUUGAACACCACUCUCUACCGCCUCUGAGCUCACUGAACGUCUUUGGACUUGAAAGAGGCACUCAGCGUGACCAUCAAGCUACCAUUAGAAGGCAAGCAGGUCUGGUGGACUUGCCAUUGAUGAGCUCGUCUCCAACACCACCUAACCCGUUUAAGACUCUGACCCCAAUAUUACCACCAAGUCCGCAUAGUUCGAGAAGGUUACGCAAGGGCAAAAUGGUGGAUUAUUCUCGUAAUUGUAAAGAAACUACAGCUUUCUCACCAGAAUGUUCAAAUGCACCGGCAAAGAAUUACAGAGCAGAUAAACAACAGCUACCACAUAAUUUCUAUCAAAGGAACCCUUCAGCGAUCAAAACACAGGCGCGCCAUCGACAGUUCAAAACUACCAUACUUGCACGCUCAAAGAAUGGAUGCUGGACUUGUCGUAUCCGCAAGAAGAAAUGCUCAGAGGAGAAACCAAGUUGUGCACAAUGCGUCAAAUUGGGGCUCACUUGUGAUGGAUAUAGCGUUGAAAAGCCAGUUUUCAUGGAUAAUCAAAAGAGCCAGAGGGAGAAACUUGAUGCCAUAAAGAAGAAGACAGCUUUAAAGAAGAAGAUAGGCAUCAAGAAAGUAAAACUGUGAUAUACCCUCAGAACUGCACUAUCACCACGUAUACAAUCAGAGCUUAUAUAAUACAUUGCUAUACAUAGAGAGCUACAGUUUUCUUUUGUCAGUGAUAAAAAA